UAUCUAUUCUGGACACUCGUGGGCUGCUGCUGCUGCUGCAGCUACUGCUGCUUGAGCAUGCUACUUGAGUACUGUACUCUCAUCAGUCGUUGAUUCCGAGGGCGCGUCGUGCUCGUAAGCUGAGAAGACAGGAUGGAUCAAGUCAAGGUUCUACUAUUUGACUGCUUCGGGACCCUCAUAGACUGGGAACGAGGCAUGUACGAAAACAUCGGUCCUCUUCUUGAGCAAAAAACAUGCCCAACCGUCGAAGAAGUCAUCACAUCGCUUGUCAAUGAGCAGACGCCGAUCCAGAAUGCAGAUAAGACGAUGCCAUACCCUAUUGUUCUUCAGGAAUCCUACCGUCAGCUGAUUGCAAAGUUCCGACUACACUAUGAUCAAGACGACGCAGAGGCAUUAGGCGAUUCCGUGACGAGCUGGCCAGUGUUUUCAGAUACUGGUGAUUGCCUGGCGAGGCUGAGGGAUUUGGGGCUCAAGUUGGUCAUUUUGACCAAUGUAGACGGGGAUAGUUUUGACCAAUUGCAACAGACGCUGGAAGAAUGCAGUGGUAUCAAGUUUGACGCCAUCUACACUGCGGAUGAGAUCGGGAGUCAUAAACCUGAUCUGAGAAACUUUGACUACGCCCUGAACGAUCUAUCAGAGAGCUUCAAUGUGUCUCGAGGCCAAGUCCUCUGCGUGGCACAGAACAAGCUGAUAGAUAUCGAGCCGGCCAACAAAAUUGGUAUCCGUUGCGCGAGAAUCAAUCGCCCAGGCGUCCUUACAGGGCACCGGGGAUCUAUAGAUUAUACAAAGGCCGAUUUUGAAUUCGCCAGUCUGGAGGAAUUUACAGAGGAGAUGGAGAGGGUACAUGAUGGUGUCUAGGGGAUGAGAGAACGGCAGGAAUACCAUGGUUGUCAGCUGUAGCGUAUAGAGUACGAUGAUCUAUGUAUAUGUUGUGUCAGUACGUUGCACAAUAUCAAUCCCGCCGUCGCCCUCGGUCACUUUGGAAAAUCAUUUUUACGUCAACCGCC
This is a messenger RNA of Kockovaella imperatae, 1007 nucleotides long. Its product is annotated as HAD-like domain-containing protein. The coding region runs from base 133 to 858 and encodes 241 amino acids. NCBI's taxonomy places the organism in Eukaryota, Fungi, Basidiomycota, Tremellomycetes, Tremellales, Cuniculitremaceae. The transcript has 8 exons. The record is from RefSeq and is a predicted model, not a curated record.